Molecule: messenger RNA, 3366 nt
Organism: Gracilinanus agilis (Agile Gracile Mouse Opossum)
Lineage: Eukaryota; Metazoa; Chordata; Mammalia; Didelphimorphia; Didelphidae
Gene: EBF1
Product: EBF transcription factor 1
Exons: 20
Coding region: 1-2214 (737 amino acids)
Biological process (GO): regulation of transcription by RNA polymerase II
Molecular function (GO): RNA polymerase II cis-regulatory region sequence-specific DNA binding; DNA-binding transcription factor activity, RNA polymerase II-specific
Source: RefSeq, a predicted model, not a curated record
AUGACACCUCGCACGGCUACACUCAUUUUCACAUUCGACCAGAUUCGGUGGGCGAAUAUCCGCCUACCUUUCUCUAGCUCAGAUCCCCCUCAUCUCCUGAACUCGCCAGGCAUUUCCCCAGCCCUGAGCGAAGGUGGCCAAAGACAGACCUGUUUGCAGCUUCCAAGAUGUCCACAUCCCGAGAGUCGGGACCGGGUUUCUCCGGACAGUCGGUCCCCUUCACUUUCUAACCUCAAAACCCUGCCAGCACAAGUGAGCGCCCUCAUUAUCCACGCCCUUCCAAUGAGUCACUUUUCCUACUCGAGUAGCCAGCCGGAUCGCCCGCGUUUGUUGCUUGCUUCGGGGGUGCAGAGCUUGGUUCUUUCAGGGACUGCUAGUUGCUGUCCUCAUCUAGACUAUAAACAUAUCAUAAUCCUAUUCCCCCCACCCCCCACCGCCCUACGAGUUAUUCUUUGUUUAUCAAAGGAACAGCAGCGCCGUAGUAAGACCACACACCAAGGCGCUCUGUCUUCUGGGCGAAGUUCCGGAAGGCGCCUAGGACUCAUCCUUGGCUCGCUUAGGCGCCUAGCUCUGGUCCUGGCCAUCAGCGUGUUCGGUGGGGUGGGGCUGGCCCGGGCUCACUUUGAGAAGCAGCCGCCCUCCAAUCUGAGGAAAUCCAACUUCUUCCACUUUGUCCUGGCCCUCUAUGACAGACAGGGGCAGCCCGUGGAGAUCGAGAGAACCGCCUUUGUGGGGUUCGUGGAGAAGGAAAAAGAAGCCAACAGCGAAAAGACCAAUAAUGGGAUCCAUUACCGACUCCAGCUCCUCUACAGCAACGGUAUAAGAACAGAGCAGGAUUUCUACGUCCGCCUUAUUGACUCCAUGACUAAACAGGCCAUAGUGUAUGAAGGCCAAGACAAGAACCCAGAAAUGUGCAGAGUUUUACUCACACAUGAAAUCAUGUGCAGCCGCUGUUGUGACAAGAAAAGCUGUGGCAACCGAAAUGAGACUCCCUCAGAUCCAGUGAUAAUUGACAGGUUCCUGAUAAAAAAAUUUCUAAGAUCUGGUAAAAGUAUAUUGAAAGUAAGUGACUUGCCCAAGGACAUAAGAAGAUUUCAAGUCGUGGUGUCUACGACAGUCAAUGUGGAUGGCCAUGUCCUGGCUGUCUCAGAUAACAUGUUCGUACACAAUAACUCCAAGCAUGGGCGGAGGGCUCGGAGACUUGACCCCUCGGAAGCUACCCCCUGUAUCAAAGCCAUCAGUCCAAGUGAAGGAUGGACUACGGGAGGUGCCACAGUGAUCAUCAUAGGAGACAAUUUCUUUGAUGGGUUACAGGUCAUAUUUGGUACCAUGCUGGUCUGGAGUGAGCUGAUUACUCCUCAUGCCAUUCGAGUGCAGACCCCUCCUCGGCACAUCCCUGGUGUUGUAGAAGUUACAUUGUCUUACAAAUCCAAACAGUUCUGCAAAGGAACACCGGGAAGAUUCAUUUACACAGCUCUCAAUGAACCCACCAUUGAUUAUGGUUUCCAGAGGUUACAGAAGGUCAUUCCCCGGCACCCUGGUGACCCUGAGCGCUUGCCAAAGGAAGUAAUACUCAAACGAGCUGCAGAUUUAGUGGAGGCUCUCUAUGGCAUGCCACACAAUAACCAGGAAAUCAUACUGAAGAGGGCAGCUGAUAUUGCAGAGGCCCUGUACAGCGUUCCUCGUAACCACAACCAGCUUCCUGCCCUUGCUAAUACUUCGGUUCAUGCUGGAAUGAUGGGAGUUAAUUCAUUCAGUGGACAACUGGCAGUGAAUGUUUCAGAAGCUUCACAAGCCACCAAUCAGGGUUUCACUCGAAAUUCAAGCAGCGUAUCCCCACAUGGGUAUGUGCCGAGCACCACCCCACAACAGACCAACUAUAAUUCUGUCACCACAAGUAUGAAUGGAUAUGGCAAUGCUGGCAUGUCCAACUUGGGUGGAUCCCCAACCUUCCUCAAUGGCUCAGCUGCCAACUCUCCUUAUGCCAUUGUGCCAUCAAGUCCAACCAUGGCCUCCUCCACAAGCCUCCCCUCUAACUGCAGCAGUUCCUCUGGGAUCUUCUCCUUCUCACCAGCCAACAUGGUCUCAGCAGUGAAACAGAAGAGUGCUUUUGCUCCAGUUGUGAGACCACAGACUUCCCCACCUCCCACCUGCACCAGCACCAAUGGGAACAGCCUGCAAGCUAUAUCUGGCAUGAUUGUCCCUCCCAUGUGAAAGAAUUGCCUUGAAGAAUUUUAUUAAUGAAGAGGUUGGAUCCUGCUACAGAGAGAAAUCUGAUACAAGUCCCAGAGUGGAACUUUUAACUCAGGCCUUUUUAAGAGGAAUCACAAUAACUGCAGAUUUUUAAACAAACAAAAUCACCGACCUUGCAAAUACUGAAAUUGGAAGGAAUCUGCAAGUGCAGGGUGUUGGUUAAAGUUGUACAUCCCAAGUAUUUGGGAGAUAUAUUUAUUCUGUGUUGAUAAAAGAAAAUCCACUUUUUUUUUUUAAAAAAAGCUUAACUCAACAAUCAUUUGUCUUUUAUAAACCGUAAAGCUAUAUAUGAGGGACACUAUAAAUAAGACUCCAUGUUUUAAUUUAUGAUGUUUUUAAAGCUGUGUAAAGGGAGAAUGAAGCGGUGACAUUUACAAAAAAAAAAGUUUAAAAAAAAGCUUGUAUGGGACAGAAUAGGAAUGCCAGUUAGAGUUUUCUAGAAGACUAAGGGUCGGCUCUUACGCCUUAAAUGCAUAUCAAGUGGUAGUUUGCUCAUACAGUGCAUUUUCAGUAUCUAACUUAACCUGCCACCCCAUAGGAGUACAAGCUUAUUGAUCUCUUUUUGUAUCAUUGUCUUAAGUAAUCAUGUAAAUAAAUGCAACCUGGAAAGUUAAGCGAUUUAAAUGAUCACAUCUUUCUCUUCCACUCCAAAAAUUCAGUGCCUCUAGAUAGAUUGCUGAAACUGCAUAUUGAAACCUGCUGCCAUUCUCUUUUGCUAAUAUAUCAGAAUCUUCUGAAGUCAGUGGCCUCCAGAGAGUUUGGUGUAAUAGUCUGUAUUCAUGUAAAAAUCUCCUUUGAGACUUCAUGGAACAGGGUCCAGGCAUAAAACUCUAGACAACACACCCGUGUGUGUUUUCAAGCCAAAAUCUAUCCUCUAACCCCUCCAUUUAAAAGGAAAAAAAAUCAAAAAACAAAAACAUAUUGCCAUUGACUCUUCUCACAGGCCGACUUCCCAUCAUCAUUGCAAGGAACUGACAAAAGGUGCAAUGCAGGAAUUUUCACUCAUGUCCCACUCAGAUAGCUCCUGUAUUAGUCGACCCUUACUGUUUGUAACAUAAUAGAUUAAGCAACAGGUUAAGUGCUUUGGAAUAAAUAGUAAAUGGAAACGUGAAA